Saccoglossus kowalevskii is the source of this 650-nucleotide messenger RNA. Its product is annotated as cysteine-rich motor neuron 1 protein-like. The record is from RefSeq and is a predicted model, not a curated record. Lineage: Eukaryota; Metazoa; Hemichordata; Enteropneusta; Harrimaniidae. Gene Ontology annotation, molecular function: protein binding; serine-type endopeptidase inhibitor activity. Gene Ontology annotation, cellular component: extracellular region; plasma membrane.
CAAGUCUAUACCGGAGUACAGUGUAUCGCACGCCGUUCAUAGUCCAUAGGUCCAACAGCAAGGUUGACAGACACUGUGGGAUCACUUCCGUGUUCUCUGCGAAACUGUCUUAAAUAGACCGGCAACUACGUACAUGACUUGUGCAUUCACUGUAUACUGAAAUAAUUCAGUUUAUCUACUUUUGCCGAAAAGUCACUGCAGGACGAUGUUUACUAUUUGUAAAGUUACGUUAUGUUUUUCAUUGGUGGUAACUCUUGGAUUUAGCGCAGUGCUUGGCUAUUCGUACUCGUGUACAUUUCCAUGUGAUGUUGAGUCGUGUCCACCCACGAACUGUAAAGGGGGUAUGGUAGACGAUAGCUGUGGUUGUUGCAAAAUUUGUGCGAAGCAGGUGGACGAACGAUGUGGUGGCCUUGGUGACGACUAUUGUGACGAAGGUCUCUACUGUUCCGGGCCUGCUCACGGGGAUUAUAUAACGGGAUUUGGCACAUGUCAGUACAAAUCUGAUCACUUGGUUUCGUGCGAGAACUUUUACACUGGUUGUAAUAUAGAAAACUCUGAAUGUAGAUGUGGCAAUAACGUCAAGGCAUGCAGUAACCCAUUCAGUUACACAGACAAGAAGCAAUGUCGGAGAACUUUAGCUCGAAUGCAAG